AUGGGAGUGAAAGUCCACGCUGUCUCGGGUUCCACCCUGGUGUAUUUCAUCCAGCUUCCUUGGGCAAGAUGUGAAGAGAGCUGUGUCAGUCCUGAACAUUGCCUGACCACAGACUGGGUACAUCUCUGGUAUAUAUGGUUGCUGGUGGUCAUCGGGGCGCUGCUUCUCCUGUGCGGCCUGACUUCUGUGUGCUUCCGCUGCUGCCUGAGUCGCCAGCAAAAUGGGGAGCAUGAGGACCGGCCACCCUACGAAGUGACGGUCAUCGCUUUUGAUCAUGAUAGCACUCUCCAGAGCACGAUCACUUCCCUGCAGUCAGUGUUCGGUCCUGCGUCCCGCAGGGUCCUGGCAGUGGCCCACUCCCACAGCUCCCUGGGCCAGCUGCCCUCCUCCGGGGACACCCUCCCUGGGUAUGAGGAAGCUCUUCACAUGAGUCGCUUCACCGUCGCCAGGUGUGGGCAGAAAACACCUGACUUACCCCCAGUGCCAGAAGAAAAGCAGCUGCCUCCAGCAGAGAAGAACUCUUCUCAAGCAGAACACUCUUCAGAUUGA
Molecule: messenger RNA, 549 nt
Organism: Pteronotus mesoamericanus
Lineage: Eukaryota; Metazoa; Chordata; Mammalia; Chiroptera; Mormoopidae
Gene: TMEM52B
Product: transmembrane protein 52B
Exons: 5
Coding region: 1-549 (182 amino acids)
Source: RefSeq, a predicted model, not a curated record